Molecule: messenger RNA, 529 nt
Organism: Oryza sativa Japonica Group (Japanese rice)
Lineage: Eukaryota; Viridiplantae; Streptophyta; Magnoliopsida; Poales; Poaceae
Source: RefSeq, a predicted model, not a curated record
GGCCCACGUGUCCACUCUCUCUCUCUCUCUCUACAGCGACGGCGGCGGCGGCGGCGAGGUGAGAGGAAGGAGAAGGGGAUCGAGGAGGAGGAGGCAAGCGCAGCCACCAUGGGAGUGAUGGAGAAGCUCAAGAUCUUCGCGGUGAAGGAGCCCGUCGUCACCGCCUCCUGCCUCAUCGCCGGAUUCGGUCUUUUUCUUCCAGCAGUUGUCAGACCAAUGUUGGAUUCUUGGGAGACAGCAAAACAAGUUCCUCCACCUGCGCUGAAUGAUGUUGUUGCAGGCGUCACCGGCAAGAAAAAGGAGUGACUUGGCAUCUUUUCCACUUGCUAAUGUUGUCGCAACGAUUUCUCUUUGUUUUGACUCCGGAUGGGAAGCCUCUCCCAGUCCAGAUGAUUAGGAUCAUCCAUUCAUAUGUCCAGCACAGUGUGAAAACAGUACUACAUGUGAUCGGCAAAAUAAUCGUGUUGUACCUGAACUUACUUUCAACAUAAUGAAAUUAAUGCUGCAAUUUUCAGCUUUGAGCUUGCAA